Messenger RNA from Westerdykella ornata, 749 nucleotides. RefSeq lists its product as uncharacterized. The transcript has a single exon. The coding region runs from base 89 to 550 and encodes 153 amino acids. The record is from RefSeq and is a predicted model, not a curated record. Lineage: Eukaryota; Fungi; Ascomycota; Dothideomycetes; Pleosporales; Sporormiaceae.
CAUUGUUAGCCUCUCCCAUGAAGCACAUUCUCCAGCUCGCGUCUCUACGGGCAGCUAUGAAAAGCCCUCCAAAAACCAGCCCGAAUCCAUGCGAACGUCUCAGCAGAGACAUCUCGGCGGUUCCAAGGUUCCCCGCGGUUCCAAACUUCCCCAAUAUUCCCGAAGUGGCAAGGCUCACUUACUUACCCCGGACCCCAGAUUCGGCCCCUUGGAUGGCUGUUCACCAACUGCUCUGGUUCUCCUUCCCCCAGCCCGAUUCAUCAUCCAGUCCUUAUUUCCGGUGUACGACAACCGCGGCUGCAAUAGAAGGCGGACUACGACAUGUGAGCGGACAGAUGCCGGAUACACAGCCCCGUACAGUCAGCCUACUACUGACAUCGACGGAUCGACAGACAGAGGACGCCUGAACCAGCACACUGUGCAGACGCGUACACCACCACACAACGACAAGCCCUGCAGCUGGGGUGCUUUCCCAGCUUCCUCAACGGACAAUACGUGCAUAGGAAAUGGCCAGCGCAUUUGCGAUUUGCGACAGCGGGGUCGCCCAUAAUCCUGUAUGCACACCUCAGUUCUUGGGACCACAAGCCUCGGCAUUUUGAUGGAGCAUUGAUAUUCACCGGUUCACCAUACCGUGCUUGGUACGUACCUGUUAGUGCCCGGUUCCUGGAAACGGAGUGGCUAGCAAAGAGCGGAGUAGCGCGUCAUCCUUGGACCGAUUAGGAAUCGAAUACGGGAGUCUGUGCAGGUUC